Molecule: messenger RNA, 669 nt
Organism: Lodderomyces parapsilosis
Lineage: Eukaryota; Fungi; Ascomycota; Pichiomycetes; Serinales; Debaryomycetaceae
Exons: 1
Coding region: 1-669 (222 amino acids)
Source: RefSeq, a predicted model, not a curated record
AUGUUCGUUAAAGCUGAAACUCAACUCCCUCACGGUGGUUCGUUUUCUUUCGUCGAAGAGGUUGAUGAGAUGCAAAAUUGCGGGAUUGCUCCAAAGUACUGUAGUUUAAAUGUCGUGAGUAACGACCUCCUCUGUGGCAAGUUCACUCGUAAAGUUUCUCAUCUGGCUGAAUCAAGCAAUACAGAUUCCUUUGCAUUUGAAGAUGCGGCUUUGGAAAAAGACCUUUCAUGUGAACUUGCUCAUACAGUACCUUAUGUCGUAUUUUCUAUGCCACGCAUAGAGGAAGUAUUCUUUAGGUUCUACAAUCACUUGUUGCAGCAGCAGCUUCACAAGAAGGUUAAAGACCCGGUCUUUCAAACGUAUGACUCUGAACUGUUUCCUCUAUUAAAGUCAAGAACUGUUGGAGGAUUCUUUGUUUGGCUUAGAGAAAUGGUAGUCUACAAGCACUACAAUUAUAUCCCUGAUGCCCUCGUUAGAGGGGUGAUGAUUAGAAAUGCUGGUUUGAUCGAUGAUGAAGACUUGAAUAUGUGGGUUGAGGUGGUGACAAGGGUGCCAUUCGGUUUUGUUUGGUAUCCUAUUGAAUACCGUUACUUAUUUCAGUUGGAAAAGAAAUUACACACGAGGGAAGAUAUCACAAGCAAGAAGAGAAAAGGAUGCAAUCUUGGCUGA